Messenger RNA from Xenopus tropicalis (tropical clawed frog), 1312 nucleotides. RefSeq names its product NADP-dependent alcohol dehydrogenase. The transcript has 9 exons. Gene Ontology annotation, molecular function: zinc ion binding; oxidoreductase activity; alcohol dehydrogenase (NAD+) activity. The record is from RefSeq and is a predicted model, not a curated record. Lineage: Eukaryota; Metazoa; Chordata; Amphibia; Anura; Pipidae. The coding region runs from base 39 to 1160 and encodes 373 amino acids.
UGUCACUGAAAGGAAUACUUGCUGAAGACACCACAGACAUGGAUACUGCAGGACAAGUGAUCAAAUGUAAGGCGGCUAUUGCAUGGGGAGAUCACAAACCACUUACAAUUGAGGAAAUUGAAGUCGCUCCCCCAAAAGCUAAUGAAGUCAGAAUUAAGAUUCUGGCAUCUGGUAUCUGUGGCACUGACACUGCUGCACUCAAAGGUAAACUUGGUACUAAAUUUCCAGCUAUUUUGGGUCAUGAAGCCAUUGGCAUCGUUGAAAGCAUUGGUAACUGUGUGACUACUGUUCAACCAGGUGACAAAGUAAUCCCACUCUGUAUGCCUCAAUGUGGACAAUGCAGAGCAUGCAAGAGUCCAAAUGCUAACCUGUGUGACAAAAAUGACUUUACUAACAACACAGGGCUGAUGCAAGACAAUACCAGCAGAUUUACAUGCAAAGGCAAACAAGUCUAUCAUUUUGUGGGCACAAGUACUUUCACAGAAUACACUGUUGUUUCUGAAAUAAGUGUUGCCAAAGUGGACCCUGCUGCUCCUCUUGAGGUCUGCAUUGUUGGCUGUGGCUUUGCUACUGGAUAUGGUGCAGCAGUGAAUUCUAAGAUUCCUCCAGGAUCUACAUGUGCUGUGUUUGGUUUAGGAGGUGUGGGGUUUUCAGCUUUGAUUGGCUGCAAAAUCUCUGGUGCAGGUCGGAUUAUUGGAGUUGGCUCACAUAAGGAUAAAUUCCCAAAAGCCAUAGAGUUGGGAGCCACCGAGUGCAUAAGCCCAAAGGAUAAUGACAAACCAGUAGAAGAGGUCAUUAGAGACAUGACUAAUGGCGGAGUGGAUUUUGCCUUUGAAUGUAGUGGAAAUAUUGAAACAAUGAAAACUGCAUUUGAAUCGACUUACAUAGGUAGUGGUGUCACUGUGUUGCUGGGAGUCGCAGGUCCGAAUGAUAAACUUUGUUUUCAUCCUGGUGAAGUCAUGAUGGGACGAACCAUAAAAGGAUUACCAUAUGGAGGAUUUAAGGGCAGGGAUGAUAUACCAAAGCUCAUUGGUGAUUAUAUGGCAAACAAAUUUAACCUUAAUUUCAUGGUGAGCGAAAGAAUGCCAUUGGAAAAAAUCAAUGAAGCAUUUGAAUUGAUGGCAAGUGGGAAAGGACUGCGGAACCUUAUCAUUUUCUAAUGCCAUUUCCAUUUUUCGUGUGAAGACCACUACGGUGUUGCAGCAUGACAUCCCAUUGAUUAUAAUUUUUUCAAUACUACAAACAGAUAAUACAAUGACUAAAUGGAAUAAUGAGUUUAUACUGCCAAUAAAAGAAAAUGUACUAAAUAUAA